Messenger RNA from Spinacia oleracea (spinach), 3265 nucleotides. Its product is annotated as sucrose synthase. The transcript is spliced from 13 exons. Gene Ontology annotation, biological process: sucrose metabolic process. Lineage: Eukaryota; Viridiplantae; Streptophyta; Magnoliopsida; Caryophyllales; Amaranthaceae. Gene Ontology annotation, molecular function: sucrose synthase activity. Bases 325 to 2706 code for a protein of 793 amino acids. The record is from RefSeq and is a predicted model, not a curated record.
ACGUAUUAUGUCUUUCUUGGAUAGCACUAUAGCAGUGAAUCCUCCUUGGGCAAUAUAUUCAAAGGAAUAUAUGCAUUUAUGGAAACUUUCAUAUAAUUAUGACUGGAUUUUAGCUUUUUGGUAGAAAAUCUGGACGUAUUGUUUUCUUGUCAAGUCGAUAAAUUACCUGUAAAAGAUUACAUACAGAGCAUGAUGGUAAGAUACUUACCAAAAAUGUAUUUGAUGGUUUUCUUGGGACAAAAUACUAAUCAGCUAUAAAUUCUGCAAUCUUUCACCCUUGUUCAUACACAUUAAUUCGCCACAUUUAAUUUUAUAACAAUUAAAAUGGCUGCUAAUCUUAAGGAGCGGUUGGAUGAAGCAUUAUCCACUCACCAAAAUGAGAUCCUUAUGUUUUUCUCAAGAGUUGAGACGCACGGGAGAGCAAUCCUUCAGCGUCAACAGUUGCUUGCUGAAUUUGAAGGGAUAAAACUUGCUGAUGGGUUUUUUGCUGAAGUUAUAAGAUCCGCUCAGGAAGCAAUAGUUUUCUCUCCAUCAAUUGCUCUUAUUAUUCGUCAGAAUCCUGGUGUCUGGAACUACAUUUCUUUUGACAUCAAGAAUAUCGUCUUUAAGGAACUGACAACGGCAGAGUUUCUGAGACUGAAAGAGAUGGUGGUUGAAGAGAACUUGAAGGAAAAGUUUGUACUGGAACUGGAUUUUGAGCCGUUCACUGGAUCAUUAAACCUUCCAUCUCUUACCAAGUCAAUUGGAAAUGGGGCUGAGUUCCUCAACUGCAGCCUUUCUGCUACAAUGUUCAAUGACAGAAAACGCCUGGUUUAUCUUCUUGAUUUUCUCCGAGCUCACCACUAUAAAGAGAAGUCCUUGAUGUUGAAUGACAGGAUUCAGAACUUGAAUUCUCUUAAGUCUGCAUUGUUGAUGGCACAAGAACAUCUGCUUACCCUUGUUCCUACUACUCCAUACUCUAAGUUCGAGCAGAAGCUACAGGAGAUUGGAUUUGAAAGAGGAUGGGGUAACAAUGCUGAGCGUUCUUUGGGUAUGAUCACCCUACUUCAAGACCUCAUAGAUGCUCCUGAUCCAUGUACCCUCGACAAGUUUCUUAGCAAAAUUCCUUUGGUUUUUAACCUCGUAAUUCUAUCACCUCAUGGUUACUUUGCCCAGGAGAACGUCUUAGGCUAUCCUGAUACUGGUGGCCAGGUGGUGUAUAUCUUGGAUCAAGUUCGCGCAUUGGAGGCUGAAAUGCUUCAACGCAUUCAGGAACAAGGACUUGACAUAAUCCCUCGAAUCCUUAUUGUUACUCGUCUGCUACCAAACGUGGUGGGUACUGCCUGUGGACAGCGCCUUGAGAAGGUAUAUGGGACCCAGAACUGUGACAUCAUUCGUGUGCCAUUCAGAACAGAGAAAGGAAUCGUUAGAAGAUGGAUUUCAAGAUUUGAAGUUUGGCCUUACCUAGAGACUUUCACUGAGGAUGUGGCAAAUGAACUUUCCAAGGAGCUGCAGACCUCACCUGAUUUGAUAAUUGGAAACUACAGUGAUGGGAACAUGGUAGCCUUACUUUUAGCACAUAAACUAGGUGUAACAAUGUGCACGAUUGCUCACGCUCUAGAGAAGACAAAAUAUCCAAAUUCAGACGUUUAUUGGAAGAAAUUUGAGGAUAAGUACCACUUUUCCUGUCAGUUUACAGCUGAUCUUCUUGCCAUGAACUACACGGACUUCAUCAUCACUAGUUCUUUUCAAGAGAUUGCUGGAAAUAUGAACAAAGUAGGACAGUAUGAGUCACACAUGGCGUUCACUCUUCCUGGAUUGUUUCGAGUUGUGAAUGGGAUUAAUGUAUUUGAUCCCAAAUUUAACAUCGUCUCACCAGGAGCUGACGCGUCCGUCUACUUCCCUUACACUGAAAAGAAGUUGAGAUUUAGCCAAUUAAAUCCCGGGCUUGAAGAAAUGCUUUAUGGCUCUGUUGAGAACAAGGAACAUAUGUGUGUACUAAAGGACAGAAACAAGCCAAUCAUAUUCUCAAUGGCAAGACUAGAUCGAGUGAAGAACAUUACAGGACUUGUUGAGUGGUAUGGAAAGAGCAAUAGGCUCCGGGAAUUGGUAAACCUUGUAAUAGUGGGUGGAGACCGGAGCAAGGAGUCUGAGGAUAUUGAGGAGAGGGAGGAAAUUAAGAAGAUGUAUCAACUGAUAGAAAAAUACAACUUGAAUGGGCAAUUUAGGUGGAUUUCUGUUCAGAUGAGCAGGAUGAAAAACGGUGAACUUUACAGGUAUAUAGCAGAUACAAAGGGAGCAUUUGUUCAGCCUGCUGUUUACGAAGCCUUUGGGUUAACUGUCAUAGAAGCAAUGACCUCAGGGCUGCCAACUUUCGCGACUUGUAAUGGUGGUCCUGCUGAGAUUAUAGUUCAUGGAAAGUCCGGGUUUCAUAUUGAUCCUUACCAAGGUGACAAAGCAGCUCAACUAAUAGUUGAUUUCUUUGAUAAGUGCAAGGUUGAUCCUACCCAUUGGGAGCUUAUCUCAAAGGGAGGACUAGAACGAAUUCAAGACAAAUACACAUGGAAAAUAUACUCAAAAAAACUGCUCACACUUGCUGGGAUUUAUAGCUUUUCAAAGUAUGUUUCUAAGCCUGAUAAAAGCCAGGCAUAUCGCUACAUUGAGAUGUUGUUGGCCAUUGGUUAUAACAAGCUAGUUGAAUCAAUUCCCCUCGCUGUGGAGGACUAGAUGGUAAAGGAUAUUAAGAGCCUUGCACAAUUCUCUCUAUGAUUGCUCUAAAUAUGUUAUAUUUUAUAACUUCUUUCGGCUAUGGUUUCUAGAGAGUGUCAAGCAAUUGUGUAUCAUCACUUGAUGAUUGGAAAUGAUAAUAAACACAGAUUUCUUUGUCCCCCAUAUAUAUUUCAUAGGUUUACUUCAUUCUACUCAUAGAUUGAGUUGUUCUCAGCAAAUUUGUAUCCUCUUUAAUGAAUCUGUGAUGCAGGUAAGGCCUCGAGCAGAGCUAAUCAUGGGUGGAACGGCUCGCUAAGCCCGCUCCAUUCGGCCCGUUUAAAUAGCGGGCUUGGACACCAAUUUUGAAAAAUAAAAAUAAAAAUUUGGUCGGGCUAAGCCCGGCCCGUUAAUGUUAGAUAAUAUUUGUCCCACCUAACUUGUUUAUUAAAAUUGUGUAAUUUUAUUUUUUUUAUUUUUUAGGUUAGUUGUUUAUACUUGUAUUUUUUUUUAUUUGGAAAAAUUGUCAAAUACAACCUAAUAAAGUUCUCUCUUUGCCAAUUACAACCUCAAAUUUCUA